This is a messenger RNA of Sphenostylis stenocarpa, 2181 nucleotides long. The record is from the annotation of a GenBank genome assembly. NCBI's taxonomy places the organism in Eukaryota, Viridiplantae, Streptophyta, Magnoliopsida, Fabales, Fabaceae.
AUGGCUCCGAGGUUGGACUUUUCCAAUUGGUGGACCAAGGACGCACAGAAGGGAACACCAGUGGUGGUGAAAAUGGAGAACCCCACUUUCUCUGUUGUGGAGAUCAAUGGUGCAGAUGCUGCAUUCAGGCCAGUGGAGAAAAGCCGUGGCAAGAAUGCUAAGCAAGUCACCUGGGUGUUGCUUCUCAGGGCUCACCGUGCUGUUGGCUGUGUCACUUGGCUUGCGACUGUGCUUUGGGCGUUGCUGGGGGCCAUUAAGAAGAGGUUGAUUCAUGGACGAGGUGUGGUUAUGGAGAGUGAGAGUGACAAGUUGGAAAAAGGCAAGUUGCUGUUUAAAAUCAUUAGAGUGUUCCUAGUGACUUCCUUGGCAGUUCUGGCCUUUGAGGUUGUUGCUUACCUUCAAGGUUGGCAUUUUGGAAACCCCACUUUGCACAUUCCUCGUACUUCUGAUUUGGAAGGAUUCCUCCACUUGGCUUAUGUUGCUUGGUUGACGUUUCGUGCCGAGUACAUUGCUCCUGCUAUACAGGCACUUUCCAAAUUUUGUGUUGUUUUGUUUCUUAUCCAGUCUGUGGAUCGCAUGCUCCUUUGCUUGGGGUGCUUUUGGAUCAAAUACAGGAAGGUAAAGCCAAAGAUUGAUGGGGAUCCGUUCAAGAGUGAUGACGUUGAAGGAUCUGCAAACAAUUAUCCCAUGGUUCUGGUUCAAAUUCCAAUGUGCAAUGAGAAGGAGGUGUAUGACCAAUCCAUCUCUGCAGUAUGUGGCAUUGAUUGGCCAAGGGAUCGUUUACUGAUUCAAGUACUUGAUGAUUCUGAUGAUGAGAGCAUACAGUGGUUAAUUAAGGCAGAGGUCUCUAAAUGGAGCCAAAAGGGAAUCAAUAUAGUCUAUAGGCAUCGCUUAGUAAGGACUGGAUAUAAAGCUGGAAAUCUUAACUCAGCAAUGAGCUGUGACUAUGUGAAAGACUACGAGUUUGUUGCAAUUUUCGAUGCAGACUUUCAACCAAAUCCUGAUUUUCUUAAGCGAACUGUGCCACAUUUCAAGGACAAUCCCGAACUAGGUUUGGUCCAAGCUAGAUGGUCUUUUGUGAACAAGGAUGAGAAUUUGUUGACUCGUCUCCAAAACAUAAACUUAUGCUUCCAUUUUGAGGUAGAACAGCAGGUGAAUGGGGUAUUUCUCAAUUUUUUUGGUUUCAAUGGAACUGCUGGUGUUUGGAGAAUCAAGGCCCUGGAAGAGUCCGGGGGCUGGCUAGAGAGGACAACUGUAGAAGAUAUGGACAUUGCUGUUCGAGCUCAUCUCAAUGGUUGGAAAUUUAUCUUUCUAAAUGAUGUAAAGACUAGUAUUCUUGUAUAUGCAUAUCAUGACUAUUUAUAUGUUCACCUCAAAUCCCUGGAGUUCUCUCAAGAAUUUGUUAAAUCUGUCAAUUUUCAGGUACCCUGUGAAAUUCCUGAGUCAUAUGAAGCUUACAGGAAGCAGCAACACCGCUGGCAUUCAGGUCCUAUGCAACUUUUUAGGUUGUGUCUUCCAGCAAUUGUCAAAUCUAAGGUGUCUGCAUGGAAGAAAGCAAACUUAAUCCUGCUAUUUUUUCUGUUGAGGAAACUGAUCCUUCCUUUUUACUCCUUCACCUUAUUUUGCAUAAUUCUUCCUCUAACCAUGUUUGUACCAGAGGCAGAGCUUCCUUUGUGGGUGAUCUGCUAUGUACCUGUAUUUAUGUCACUCCUUAACAUUCUUCCUGCUCCAAAAUCUUUUCCUUUCAUUGUUCCCUACCUACUUUUCGAAAACACCAUGUCCGUCACCAAAUUCAAUGCAAUGGUAUCUGGUCUUUUCCAAUUAGGCAGCUCUUAUGAAUGGGUUGUCACAAAGAAAGCUGGCAGAUCAUCAGAGUCUGAUUUACUGGCUGCUGAAGAAAGGGAAACCAAGUCAAUAGAACAACAAAAGAUUCAUAGAGGAGCUUCCGACAGUGACCUUAUUGAGCCACAAAAGUUUAUGGAGCACAAAGAAGCAGCUCCAACAACUGUUAAGAAAACUAAUAAGAUAUAUAAGAAAGAGCUAACUCUGGCCUUCCUCCUUCUCACAGCUUCUGUCAGGAGUCUGUUAUCUGCACAAGGAGUUCACUUCUACUUUCUACUUUUCCAAGGAGUGACCUUCCUCCUUGUGGGGCUUGAUUUGAUUGGAGAGCAAAUGAGUUAG